Messenger RNA from Lepus europaeus (European hare), 1021 nucleotides. RefSeq names its product metabolism of cobalamin associated B (gene MMAB). Lineage: Eukaryota; Metazoa; Chordata; Mammalia; Lagomorpha; Leporidae. Gene Ontology annotation, molecular function: corrinoid adenosyltransferase activity. The coding region runs from base 28 to 753 and encodes 241 amino acids. The record is from RefSeq and is a predicted model, not a curated record. The transcript has 9 exons.
GGGAGCCUGACGGGUUCAGCCCGGAGCAUGGCUGUGUGGAGCCUGGGAGGCCGCCUGGGCCUGCGCGGGUGCCUUGGCAGCGGCCGGCUACUGCGUCCCCGUUUCCAGAGCCGCGGCCCUCAGGGCGUGGAGGACGGGGACAGGCUAGAACCUUCCCCGAAGACACCCAAGAUCCCCAGGAUUUACACCAAAACGGGAGACAAAGGGUUCUCCAGCACCUUCACAGGAGAAAGGAGGCCCAAAGAUGACCAAGUGUUCGAAGCCUUGGGCACCACGGACGAGUUAAGCUCCGCCAUCGGGUUCGCUAUGGAGUUCAUCACGGAGAAGGGCCACCCGUUUGCCGAAGAGCUUCAGAAAAUCCAGUGCACCUUGCAGGACGUCGGCUCCGCCUUGGCGACACCGCGCUCCUCGGCCAGGGAGGCUCACUUAAAGCAUGCGGCGUUCGGGGAGGGGCCCAUCCUGGAGCUGGAACGCUGGAUCGACGAGUACUCCCGCCAGCUGCCCCCGCUCACGGCUUUCAUUCUGCCUUCUGGCGGCAAGAGCAGCUCCGCACUGCACCUCUGCCGGGCCGUGUGCCGUCGAGCUGAGAGACGCGUGGUGCCUCUGGUCCAGAUGGGAGAGACCGACGCGAACGUGGCCAAGUUCUUAAACAGACUCAGCGACUACCUCUUCACAUUAGCCAGAUACGCAGCCAUGAAGGAGGGAAAUCAGGAAAAAAUAUACAAGAGAAGCGACCCAUUGGACCGAGCCUGAGGCACCCGGGAGUUCCGGAAAGGGGGGACGGCCAGACGCGUCCGUGGUGACGACCAUGGAGAGGCUGCCCUGGCGGUGGCCUGGUUCCCAGAGAGCCCAGCCAGAGGGACCGGCCACGGCCUGCCACGCACACCCAGCUUCAACUCACACCCCACUGCUUCCCGGUGAGCAGUCUGUCCCCUGCUCCCUGGCUGUCCCGGGUCUUAGAAGCAGCAGCAAUGAACCUGGUCUUGCAGAAAAGGCACGAAGAAUAAAAGUGGGAAAGGUU